AUGAAGGCCUCCAUAAAGUUCCGCGACGAGCAGAAGCCGCUGCUGAGAGCCAAAGUACCGUUGAAUGUCGCGAAUCUCCCUCUUCAGGCGGGCGUCGUUGCCGGCGAAUCCAAAGAGCUCGCUUUGAACCUCAGCACCUCCAUGGAUUCCGGUCCUUCCCUCCGAUUCUCCUACCGUCCGAACGACUCGAAGAACCCAUUCAGCUUCGUGUUCAAGACCGGUGUCGGGCACUUCGGGUCGCCGGCAAACAGCCCCCUGACGAUGAGCGCCGAGUUCAACCUGAUUGGCGCCCAAAACCCUAGCUUCCUCAUCCACUUCAAGCCCAACUUCGGCGAUUUCUCGCUGAAAAAAUCGCACUCCUCCGACCUCGCCACGAGUCUCUGCGAGGAGGGUUUCGUGAACAACGGGUACUUCAAGGGUGCGGGAUUUUCACCGGCGGAGUCGAAGGCGGUGGUGAGCAGGCUGGUGAAGGGCGUGGAGCUCGGAGCCAGGACGCGAAUGCCUCUUCGUGACCUGGCGAUGGUGAAUUUCCGGUGGGGGCUUAGGGUUCCGCCACAGGAGGCAUCGGAGGAUGAGAUGGAUGCAGUGGUCGUCGGGAGAAGGGGAAGCGACCGUGCGGGCGGGGUUAGGCUGCCGCUGCUGGUGAUGAACAAGAUCGGGAUCGAGCAUGUGGUGAGGUCCAGCUCGAAGGAGGGGAAAGUGGGGCCCGGGGAGAGGCACGACGAGCUGGCAGAGGCGUGUUUGGAUGUGAAGAAGCAGCUGGAGGCAAUUCAGGCUGAGAAUGGGCUGUUGAGCAAGGCUCUUAGUGAUUUGAGGUCGGAUAUAGCUGCCGGAAAAAUGGACUUCCUGUCUGAAAACCACCGGAAUAAGUAUUCGGGCGGGGUGGUUGACCGGAGGGCCAGUGGCGAUAAGAAAUCGUCGGAAGCGAAAGGUUUUGGUGGGGAAGAUGGAUCGAAGGUUGUGUGA
This is a messenger RNA of Striga hermonthica, 966 nucleotides long. Lineage: Eukaryota; Viridiplantae; Streptophyta; Magnoliopsida; Lamiales; Orobanchaceae. The record is from the annotation of a GenBank genome assembly.